Bursaphelenchus xylophilus (pine wood nematode) is the source of this 617-nucleotide messenger RNA. Lineage: Eukaryota; Metazoa; Nematoda; Chromadorea; Rhabditida; Aphelenchoididae. The record is from the annotation of a GenBank genome assembly.
AUGGAGCACGUUCAAGCUAUUGUUGAGCCUUCUAAGAAGUUCGCCAAGGACAGUAUCAGACUUGUAAAGAAAUGCACCAAGCCUGACAGAAAAGGUUUGUUUUAAUGCUUAUUUUUGGUGAUUUUAGUGGGGAUGGCGUCGAAAGUUUUGGCAUUAGAGAGCAGUUCUCUAAAACUUGUUCUGUAGACAAAAGUGGAUGAUACUGCUUUUUUUAUUCAAGUUUUGAGCGAUUUCUGGAUACUACAUCCUUUUUUACUUGCAAUUGGUUCAGUCCUGAUUUUACAUAGAAGAUUCUGUGUUGUUUCGAUUACCGGUUAAACCGUAUGGUAUCAAUUAUUUUAUUUUAUCAGUAAGAUGUAUGAUGUUUCAAUUUUUCCUGUUGAAGCAGAUUUAUAUUUAAGGAAGAUGUAUUCCGCAAAAAAUAGAAGGGUAAUGUCUACAACGUUUGUUAAGUGGGCGUUUCCACCAAAUUUUGUUACCUGAUGUUCCUCGUUUUUUCAGAAUACCAGAAGAUCGCUGUCGCGACUGCAAUUGGAUUCGCAAUUAUGGGAUUCAUCGGCUUCUUCGUUAAACUCAUCCACAUCCCCAUCAACAACAUCAUCGUGGGUGGCAGCUAA